AACAAACUUUGAAUUUGAAUUUGAAUCACGGUGCUGGUUGAGGUUCACCUACACAUCAACAACACACAAGAGAGGCUCAGGGGAGGCACUACUCUACACUGCCACUUGUCUACUGCUCUCUAAUGCUUCUAGUACACUUUAUUUAACAAAGAGGAGUUACACUCAAGAAUUGAACCCGGACCCUCGGUGUAUGAAGCAAAAGCUUUGCCAGCCAGGCCAUGGGGGCCCUGUGGCCCAGAGUCUUGAGAUGCGAAGUACAUGUACACUGCAGGAGGGGUUGAGAUGUUACACUUCAGAGGGUUAUCUGAACUUUGAUGUCAGAACACUUCUUUCCAGAGUUCCAAAUAACAAAAAAUACAUAAUUGACUUAUGAUGCAUAGGAUUUUUUUGGCUCACAAGAGGAUACCACAAGUGAACUUGUCCGUAUUCACUACCACACACUUGAGUGCUGCACGUGUGGAGCAGCUGUCUGCACAUUUACCAGUUGUAUUUAGCAACAAAACAUUAGGAAAUAGUUUUGCAUCUUUGUCACAAGGUAUAUCAUGUAGAAGAGGAGAUGGAUGCAACAGGAUCAGAUCAAAUAGCAAGGCUAUAUUCAGAAAUUUUCCAUGCCCAAAUAUCAUCAAUGCCCUUGAGUUGACCACAUCUGAAGCCGACAGUGGUGCUGAGAAUGAAGGCACACACAAAAAAGACUUCAAUUUUGAUGCACUUGGAGCUUGGGACAACCGAAUUGAUCUUCCCAUUAUGAUGGAUGCUAGCAUCAAGCACGGAGCCCCAAUACCAAUGGUUGUUGCCCACGAUGUUGGCCGGUCAAGUAUUCUUGGUAAACGUACAUACCAGGAAGACAGAUAUGUUAUAGAGGACCUUCCUAACAACAUUUUGUGUUGUGCUGUCUUUGAUGGUCAUGGAGGAAAUGAAUGCUCAGAAUAUUGUGCACAGAAUCUUAAGGAUGUAUUACUGGAGUAUUUGGCCAUUCACAAGGACCUGGAAGCUGUUCUCCAUCAUACCUUCUUAAGACUACAUUCUGCAUAUGCAAAAUGGGCAGAAGAAUACAAAACAGGCUUGAAUGGUGGAACUACAGCAACAGUGUGUUUAUUACGAGGAGGAGUAGAGCUUGCUAUUGGCCAUGUUGGAGACUCUCGAGCAAUAUUAUACCGCUCAGGGGCACCAAGGGAACUCACACGUGAUCACUGUCCAUCACUUAUCUCCGAGAAGGAUCGCAUUAUCCAGUCAGGAGGAAAAGUGAGUGUAGACAACAUUGGACGCCACAUGGUAAAUGACAGUCUUAGUAUGACUCGCAGCAUCGGUGAUCUCCACCUCAAGCAGUAUGGAGUGAUAGCUUUACCCGAUACAACAACUUUACGGGUGAAGCAUGGAAAGGAUGCCUUCCUGCUCUUAAUUACUGAUGGCAUAAAUUUUGUGCUUCGGUCAGAAGAGGCUUGCAGUGUUAUCAACCAAGCUGAGGAUCCAUAUCGAGCUGCACAACUAUUAACUGAACAGGCACUCAGCAUGUCAUCUGAAGACAACAUGACUGCUCUGGUUGUGCCCUUUGGGUCAUGGGGAAAGUAUACUAAGUCAGCUUCUAUGUUCUAUUCCUUUGGUAUUGGAAGAGAUAUGAACAAAAGUAGUAGAUUUGGGUAAGCAUGAUUAAAGCUACUUCUAGGAGCCUAUUUUUCAGUAAUACAAUCAAACCUUGAAAAUCUAGAGUCAUUCACUGUCAGUUUAAUUCCUGUUUUCCAGUUAAAAUGAGGAGUGACAGUAACAUUGCUAUAUAUAAUUCAUACAACCAGUUUAUCAGUAUGACUACAGUAUAUAUAACUUUAAAAGCCAUAUUGUACAGCACUGGGCUCCAGGAGUAGAAAAACUCUCAGAACUCAUCAAAGGCUUGAGGUUUGAUCCAUUCACAAGAAGCAUAGAAUAAUACAUAUGGCCAUCUAAUACUCUGUAAUUACAGCAUAACAUGCAAAAUUUAGUGUGAAUGAUGGUGAAAGUUUUUCUUUUUCUGGUCACCCUGCCUCAGUGAGAGAAUCAGCUUGUUAAAAAAAAAUGAAAAAUUAUCAGACUGACUCCAACUCUUUUUCAAGAGUGAGCUCUUAGGGAUUCAGCAGACUGACUGUUUUUACUUACUUCAAGCAAGCACAGCAUUGGAGGAUCAGCCUAAGCAACAAACUGCUUUAUGUUACUGCAAACACUUGAGUUGGAUUGGCAGCCAAAACAACAGCAGCAGCAAUUUAAUGCUUUCUGAAUUUAGCACAGUUAUAAUUAUGCAGAAGUGUCAAAUUAUAGUGCUAAGUAAUGAUACUGUAAUGGCAUAAACAUUGUGAAUUUUAGGCAUCUGCAUAGUUUUGGCAUGCUGGGAACCACCAAGAAUUUAAUUAUUCACAGAACAGGUGGGGUAUAAACCCAUGGCAAACCAGUUUUAAAACUGUCAAGUCAGUACAUUAUAUACUGUACCAUGCCAGCUUAAUAAAAUUUGCAUAGCAAGGUGUAUACACAGGAAAGUUAGCAUGGUCCCCACUGUGACUGCUAUAAUGACUCACAAGUCAUAAUUACAUGAGUGCAAACACUCAUGUAAUUAUGACUUGCUCUUGCUCUUGCACACUCACUUCCCUCUCUCUCCCUACAUCUUCAUUUUUGUGAAAUUCUUGUGAGAGAGUCAACAUCAUGUUUUCAUAAAUAUUCAGCAUUUGUUUUUAAUAAUAAUAUAAUAAAUUCACUACUUGAGACUCCCAUUAAACAGAUGCUUGGUUUACCGGGCAUGGAACUAAGCACUAUGUUUGGGACCUUUUGGUGGUAAUAUGUGAAACUAAUUCUCAGAAACCUCAAAUGAACUGAGGUCAGAUUGAAAGUUGGUUGGCCAGUAGAAUGGUCCCAUUAAUAACAAGUUACUGCAGUGAAAGACUGAAGUUUUGGUAUUAGACCAUAAUGGUGAGUUUUGGGAACCUCUGUUAAUUGUUCAUACAGAAUGCAGUUUUGUGUGUAUAUGUACAGUUGUGGAUUUGUCAAACAAAUUUGUUUGUGUUCAAUAUAUUUUCCCUUUAAAUUGAAACUGUAAAUUUUUUAGCAACUUGAAAAUUAAAACUUGACAGUUCUAAUUAAAUAACUUGUUUAUUAAUUGUGGUAUCUCUAAUAUUUAUGGUUAAGUACAUCAUGAUAAAUAUAUUACAUGACUGAGCUGCUGUAACCAAUGCCAUGUGGUAAAAAAUUUCUCUGUGUAUAGUUAGAGCUGAGAGAUACCUGAGGCUGGAUUUGACAAAUGCAUUAGCAACUACGUAGAGGAAUGUUUAGCACUUAUAGUCAGGGCUUUUGAAGGUACCCACUUUUGUAUAAAACAAUUAAUAUUAUGAAAUUACUGGUUUAUAUAUUUGUGUACAAUAACAUUGAUACUUAAUAGACUUUAAUAUGGAGUACUGUACAGUAUACAAGAUAUCAGCACACAGUCUGUGAACCUGCCUUUCCACCAUAUGAAAAUUACAAUUAAAAGGUACAUAGUGAGCCAGCCAGUCAAAUGUUUUUCUAAAGUUUUCUAAUCUGAUUUGCAUCAUUCUGUGGUUCCAACCAGCCGCAUGACAGUUUGCUUGGCUUAUUUAGGUUAUGAAUUACAGAUAGCGAAUUUUAGAGAUGUUUCACUUUUUGCUUUAGAAACUGAGGGCGAGUUUAUUAUGCAGGUAUUGGUUAAUUUAAACUGAGACUUGCUACAGUAUAUUUUAAUAAUAAAAAAUCAUGGAUGUAUAUUCAACUUCAAUUUUCAAUUGGAUGUUGAAAUAAAUAGGAUUUUUGUUCAGUGAUUUAGGUUUCACUGUAACUGCAGACAGAUUAAUAAAUAUUGAUAUACA
Cherax quadricarinatus is the source of this 3836-nucleotide messenger RNA. RefSeq names its product protein phosphatase Mn(2+)-dependent 1K. NCBI's taxonomy places the organism in Eukaryota, Metazoa, Arthropoda, Malacostraca, Decapoda, Parastacidae. Gene Ontology annotation, cellular component: cytosol; nucleus; mitochondrion. The record is from RefSeq and is a predicted model, not a curated record. Gene Ontology annotation, molecular function: protein serine/threonine phosphatase activity. Gene Ontology annotation, biological process: peptidyl-threonine dephosphorylation.